CUCGGUUUGAGACGUUGACGAUCGAUUGAGCCCCCAAUUCUCCGCCGGCAAGUCCGUCGAUGAAGCAGUCAAAGAUGUCCGGCAGAUAUGGUUUCGCGAAGGCCUUGAAGGAGCUUCGGUUCCUCUUCUGCCAGACGGCCGAGCACAGCUCUGCGACGAGGUCCUUCCUCACACGAGCUUAUCCGAUCAUGAAGAAGAACAACCCCACAAUACCCAUCAUGUUGCGGGAAGCCCAGGGCACCCUCCCCAGGGUGUAUGCCAGAUACGAGUUUGGCAAGGAGAAGGUCGAGUCGUUAGAAGGGCUUUCGGAUAAGCAGAUCGAGGAGGCAGUUACGAAGCUUGUCAAGGAAUGAGCCAAACAUACGACAGAUCAAUUUCUAAAAUAAGAUACGGACUGGUCACGGGCCGGCUGGCAUGUUUAUAGUCCCGAGCAGCUGUGCAUAUACCACCAACCACCACACACUUCCGCCUGCCGUCCCAUCGAGUGCUCGACAUUGGAUGCCGCCCGUGUGUUCUUCAAUGCUUGCCUUUUCAGUUGAAAGCAGCAGAGUUUCCGAGAUUUGCAGUCUGAGCAGCUGUGGCUCGUUGCAAUGGCUUCAACCGCAUCAGCAUCAGCCGCCUAGGAUGGUAGCCUGCUAAGGCAGCGGUAAACCAACCGAACCACCACUCGAGCUAGUCAGAGGCAGCUUGAUAAGUUCAUUGGAGGAGGCAAUGGCGGGGCUGGUCAGGGCCGAAUUCCUCGAGUGAGCAGGAUGGAAAAGUUGCGAGUGCCUCCGGUUCUACCCUCUGAUCGGUCUUAGGUCAUCCCCGGUUUCGUCCAGCCAGAAGCAG
Messenger RNA from Parathielavia appendiculata, 831 nucleotides. Its product is annotated as NADH dehydrogenase, alpha subcomplex, subunit 2. NCBI's taxonomy places the organism in Eukaryota, Fungi, Ascomycota, Sordariomycetes, Sordariales, Chaetomiaceae. The coding region runs from base 75 to 353 and encodes 92 amino acids. The transcript is spliced from 4 exons. The record is from RefSeq and is a predicted model, not a curated record.